GCGUAAAUGAUUCGUCAAUGUCUUACUAUCAACCACUCAAAGAUAUAAUGUCUUGUAAUCGGUACUAAACAAUAAAAACAAGAAGUUAUUGAUUUGCCAUCAUGCUGUUCAAGUUGAUCUUGUUUAUUGCUAUUGGCGUUGAUAGAGUUCAUCACUGUCUCGGCUAUGAACUCGUUACAAGAUACUCUGAAACACAAGAUAAACAUUCUCGGCUUGGUAUAUUUCAUGGGCAUGUAACAACGAUUCAGAAACAUCCUUAUUUGGUGGCAAUCCUGAAUAAUGGAUCUUUCUACUGCGCUGGCACGAUCGUCAAUGAUCACUGGAUCGUCACUUCUGCUGACUGUGCUAAUAAUUUUGAUGGGACAACGACAAUAGUGGCAGGUAGCAGUGACGGCUUGACGGGUUCGUCCUUCAUUAUAAACAGUGUAGUGCUGCACCCCAACUACGGUUCCUCGAUACUGGACUACGAUUACGCGUGUGUUCAAAUUGUUGGAAAGUUCAAGUGGUCUAAGAAAACUAAAGCUAUACACCUUCCAAAGAAGGAGCCUAAAGUUAAUACCACAAUGACGGUUGCAGGAUGGGGUGAUGAUGAGGUAGCCGGUAGAGUAGGAGAGAGAGCGCCUAACCCUCACCUGCUACAGGGAACUAUGACCUGGGUAGACAAACAGAUCUGCAACUCUACCUACAGUUGGGCCGGACUCACGUGGACGGACAGGAUGGCUUGCGCUUACAACCGGGGCAAAACAACUCUCUGUUCGGGGGACUGGGCAGAUGCGUUUGUACACAAGGGGGUGUUCUACGGACAGUUCUUAGCGGGCGGCAGCGGAUUUUGUAACUCCAACGCUCAACCUCUGAUCCUCGCCGACAUCUACCAGGUGGUCUCUUGGAUCAAACAGAUUACUGGGACUAAAUAAUCACUGUCUGCAUGUUUAAAAUAUAGUUUUUAUUAUGCAAGGUU
Messenger RNA from Homalodisca vitripennis (glassy-winged sharpshooter), 958 nucleotides. Its product is annotated as trypsin-7-like. Gene Ontology annotation, biological process: proteolysis. NCBI's taxonomy places the organism in Eukaryota, Metazoa, Arthropoda, Insecta, Hemiptera, Cicadellidae. The coding region runs from base 102 to 914 and encodes 270 amino acids. The transcript is spliced from 6 exons. Gene Ontology annotation, molecular function: serine-type endopeptidase activity. The record is from RefSeq and is a predicted model, not a curated record.